AGUGAAACUCUGAUGUGAAUCUUCACCAAAAUUUCGCAAUUUCAAAAAAGAUAUUGGCCUCAACAGGUGAUAUACACUGAUGAGAAUAAGGACUUCAUUACCAGUGAAUAAAUCUAAAUCAGGUAUUACAAUGGAUAGAAAUGGUUUCCCACGACUGUUAAUUGCAUGGCAAUCCUAGGAAAGGCAAAUGAUAGGACCGAUUACAUGUGUAAUUCUUAACAAUCUCAUCGGUCACCGAAUACGAGCCGCAUUAACCGUAGGUGUUAUAUUAAAGGGAUGAACGAGUCUAGAUAUAUAAUGCUUCACUGUCCCGAGGCACUUGCCGUCCAUCAGAGGAGAGUCGAUUAUUAUCACAAAAACGCUUAUACGUGCGAUAUGGCCAAAAAUGAGCAAUAAUUUUUUUUUGGUGAAAAGAAGAUCAUGAUUAAAAAUAACGAAACGAAAAAAAAAAAAGUCGAAGAAAAGGAUAAAAGAAGCGAGGAGAAUUUAUAGCUCUCAAGUAGCAAAUGGAUUUAAAUUUGAAUUCGUCUAUUGCGAUAUUAAUGUGUAAUGCUGCUAAAAAGUGAAAUUAAAGGACAAGCAGAAAUAUACCUUUGGGAAAAUUUAAUUAUAUAAUUAUCGAAGAAAAAAUGAAAUAAUUUGAAGUCAUCAUCAUCAUCAUCAUUAUUGAGAAAAAUGAACCAUUUCCUCUUUCUCGCAAAAAAACAAUGUGUAUUUUCAACAAGAUCAUCUCAUUUACGGUCAGCAAACACGUCUUAUAUGAUCUGCAAAAUAAUGCUUUCGAGGCUAACGUUCAAUCUUUAGUGGGAGAAAGAGAGAGAGAGAGUGAGCUAUAUGGUUAAAUCCAUAUAGAAUUGUGAUAAAAUUGGUACAAGCUUCUCUCUGAGUAUAGAUAUUUAGCAUGUGGAUUAUCAUAUUCAUUUCGCGUGAGGCGCGCAACAAUCAUCCGAAAAUUAUACCAAAGGAAAGAACCAUCUUGCGCGCAGCGAAUAGACAAAGUACCCAUGGAGUACAUUGUCUUCAUACAUAUAUAUAUAUAUAUAUAUGAUGCCGUAUGUGUUCCAAAGAGAGAAGUUGCGCUCUCUCGUGCGGGGGUGCGCCCACGCCAAUGACGUCACCCGGCGAACGUUGCCAGUCUUACCAAAGUGAUGGACGUACUGGUGUGCGUGUCCAAGAGGGAGGGGAAAGUAAUGAAAAGGUAGUGGGAGUAAGGUGGAUUACGGAGGGAAGAAAGGGUAUAAUCGCGACCAAUGGGGUGGGACUCAAAGAGGUUGCGGGACGAGUUCUGGAAGAGAGGAAACCAACGUGGCGGGGAAAGCUCAGUGAAGGAAUGAAUGGAGAUUGCAAGAGACGAAUGAGUUGACCAAGCAAGGUGGUGAAGGGGAAAUGAGAAAAUCAAGAAGAAAGAUGAUGAUAAUGAUGAAGAAAAGAGGGGAAAACUAAAAGAAGAGUGGAAGAAGAAAAGUAUAAUAUGGAGAGGAAGACUCAUAUAGGUAACCGUCAACAGUAUCGGGAGUAACCCCAGGGUGAUGUCGACGACACGUGACGUUGGCAAAUCUUGUUUUCUCUCUCUCUCGCUCGUACACCGGACAAGUUUGCGCGCGAGCCACUCUUUAUUAGUCUAGCGCGGACCAUCGCGAACCCCUGCCCACUAUCUUGGGCUCCAGUAAAGAAACUCGUGUGACAGACUACAAAAUAUAAUUACAACGUCUUCGAUGACAGAUAAGGAAUAAGACACAUAUACAGUGCACGGUUGAUACAUUUUUUUUGUUUUUUAGUGCUGUUUCGAAAAAGUGUAUGUGUUGAAUUUCAAUCGAGGGAUUGAAUACGGUGUGUGGCUGUGUGUGACAUGUACGGCCGGUCAUUGUUGUUGACAGCGACCGGUGAGCCUUCUUCUUCAUCAUUGGAAGUGAGGUCGAGGUCUAGGGAAACUAAGCCGAUCGGGGCGACAAGUUGAAAAGAUGCUGGCGCUCGCGAUGCGACGCGAACAUACCACUGGACGCAGCACAAAUUACGAUCCUUCAACACCACUUGUUGGUUUUGAUCAUCUACAAAGUAAUCCAUUCUCUGGUGGUGGUGAUCAACCAUCGGAAAGUAGAGUGCGCGAUAUACCAUCCGAGACUGAAGGCGAUGGUGAACUUCAGGAAUUUGUUGACAUUGCCCAAGUGCAACAACUCCUUCAGCAGCAACAACAACAACAUCAGCAGCAACAAUCAGUUGCUGCGGCUACAGCUGCUUCAGCGCCUUGCAUAUGGGGCACAGUUUAUCCUCCACCGCCACCAAAUAUUGGAUACACUCAUCAUCAUCAUCACCAUCAUCCACCUCCUCCAGCAGGCGAGGAUACUUGCGCUCCUGAAGGGAUCGCUGGUCCAGGAGGAAGACAACAUUCAACCUUUCAGAGGAUGACGAUGGACGGUAUGGAAGUUAUGGGCUCGCAACCCCAUGCUGCCGCAACAAGUCCCUUUCUUCUGUCUUCUCCACCCUUGGGGCAUCAUCAUCAUCAUCAUGCAACUUUUAAUUUACAAACAGUGCAAUUGAGCUUUGACGCCUGUUUAACGUACAAUGCAGUGACGUCGGCCGCCGGUCUUGGCGGUACAUCGUCUCUCACAACAAAUACAUCAUCCCUUACGGGAAAAGCCGCUGUACCAACUCUCACUCUUGGCAAUUGUACUCCUCUUCAUCAUCAGCAGCAAGUCACAUCCUCUGAAUCGCCCGACGGUCAACAAUCCCAUCAUCGUGAUCAUGCCAAUCAUCACGAUCAUCAUCAUCCGCAUCAUCAUCGACACGAGGAUCAUCAUAGACUACAUUCCGAUGUUGAUGCACCCACUUCGCCAAGGGAUCAUGACAAGAGGCAUUCACAAAGACUUGAGGAUGAACGUGAACGCAUCACCGAUUGCCAUGAUAGUUUGCAGGAUCAAAACGAGAAAGACAAGGCUGGUGAUCUCAAUACACCGGUUACCACCAGCAGCGAUUUGCCCUCCUUUUUCGGCCCCUCCGCCCUCGUCGAACCACCACCGAUCACAGGUGGUUUAACGGGAGAUGAUCUCUCAUUGGACGAGCCAACAGUGGAAGAUGAUAAUUCCGCGAGUAGAGAUCGACACCAUCAUCAACAGCAGCAGCAGCAGCAUCAUCAUCACCAUCAUCAGGAAUCACAGGAUCAUUCAGUAGGCGCACCCUCCACGAGUCCAGUGUCUCAGCAUCAAUCUCAAGACGAUGUUGAUCGUUGUAAUAUUCUUCAGGGCGGUGUUAUUCUUUAUUCAGCGCCACAUUCAACGUCAACAGUUGCUUCAACACCAUCGUCGAGUGUAAAUAUUUGUAAUGUACCAACUCUCACGUAUCGUGGUGUUUUCACAACAACCUGCACGCAAUCCUCAACGUUGAAUAAUCUACAAACACCGCAGCAGCAACAACAACAAUUACAACCACAAACUCCAAAUCAAGAAAUUUGGGGUUCCCUUCCAUCGCCUACUUUAACACUUACCGGUCAACCUUUUUUGCAUCCAACUCUACACACCGGUCCAUAUGGUGGCGAGACUGUGGAAUUAUUACAAGUCGAUUCAAAACCCACAGCACCUCCCGGAUAUCACGAUACACCGAGUUCCACAUCUUCCGGUUGGUUGACCGCUCACGAAGAAGCCUACGAUCCUGGGUUAUUGUCACACCAUCAUCAGCAACAUCAUCCCCAUCAUCACCACCAACAGCAGCAGCAGCAGCAACACCACCAGGAACCAACCCUGAAACAGGAACCAUCACCUGGUUAUUCAACGAACGUUCCACCUCAACAACAACAACAACAACCAUCGUCAAAUCAAACAGCAGCCGGUGUUCAACUUGCCGAAUACAAUCCAAGUACCUCAAAAGGUCACGAGAUUCUUUCACAAGUUUAUCAACAGAGUGCAUUACCUCUAAGGCUAGUUCCAGUAAAACCAAGAAAAUAUCCAAAUCGUCCAAGUAAAACCCCAGUUCAUGAACGACCCUACGCAUGUCCCGUUGAUGGUUGUGAUCGACGUUUCUCACGUAGUGAUGAAUUAACACGACACAUUCGCAUUCACACGGGACAAAAACCAUUUCAAUGUCGAAUAUGUAUGCGUUCAUUUUCAAGAAGUGAUCAUUUAACAACGCAUGUACGAACUCAUACAGGUGAAAAACCAUUUUGUUGCGAUCAAUGUGGACGUAAAUUUGCAAGAAGUGAUGAGAAAAAACGACACGCCAAGGUUCAUUUGAAACAGAGGCUAAAACGUGAGGCGACACAUUCAUCAUCAUCAUCGUCGUCAUCGCGAAAUCAUCAUGCAGCAUCAUCACCAUGUAAUCAGUAAUGUAAUAUUGUAUAAUGCCCGGUACCCAGUCACACAAAUACGAGAUAAUCCCGGGCACAAAGCUAUAUAUUUUUUUUUUUUCGUGUUUUUUAAACACAGAUAUAUAUACAAACAUACAUUUGAUCUCGCAAUUGAAAAAAAAAAAUACAUCAAGUAUUAUAUAUAUACGAGUUGAAUGUUGAUUGAUAUUUGAAUUUUCAAAUGGAAAUUUUGUUUCGAAUUGCAAUAUUUUGUAAAGAAAAAAAAAUAAAUUUCUUAUUGAAAAAAAUAUAAAAAUUUACAAAAUAAGAAUUAAAUGCAAAUUUAAUUAAAUCAUAUGAAAUUUUGGAUUAAAAAUUUUAAUUUUCAAAAUCCGGAGAAAUAUUUUUUUU
Messenger RNA from Leptopilina boulardi, 4687 nucleotides. Its product is annotated as zinc finger protein sens-like. Bases 1962 to 4316 code for a protein of 784 amino acids. Gene Ontology annotation, molecular function: RNA polymerase II cis-regulatory region sequence-specific DNA binding; DNA-binding transcription factor activity, RNA polymerase II-specific. Gene Ontology annotation, biological process: regulation of transcription by RNA polymerase II. The record is from RefSeq and is a predicted model, not a curated record. The transcript has 7 exons. NCBI's taxonomy places the organism in Eukaryota, Metazoa, Arthropoda, Insecta, Hymenoptera, Figitidae.